This is a messenger RNA of Microbotryum saponariae, 6791 nucleotides long. Lineage: Eukaryota; Fungi; Basidiomycota; Microbotryomycetes; Microbotryales; Microbotryaceae. The record is from the annotation of a GenBank genome assembly.
AUGGAACCAUCCUCCACCGGAUCGGGCGAUGCGACUCGCAACCUGGUCUCGCUCCUCAAUGGCUCCAACAACUCCUCGGGAGCGGCGGGGGCGACCCAAAGCUCGGUCGGCGCAAUGACAAUUCUUUCCUCCGACACCGUCUCGUCCAAAUUGAUCCAACGCUACAAGUCUGAAUUGACCUCGACUUUUGUCGGUGAUACGAACCUCGUCGUCAUCAACCCUCUUCGCGUGCUCGGGGAUGUCAGUGAGGCGAGCAAAGCCGAGUACGAGGCGAGGUGCUAUCUCGUUCGGGAGGGGAAGGGGGGUGGGGACGUCCAGCCUCAUGUCUACGAACUAGCUUGUCGAACGUAUCUGAUGAUGAGACGAACCGGGAUUACUCAGAGCGUUGUCUUUAGGUACGUCGGGGGCGCCCUCGGGCGAAGUUUCUACUCUUCUCUCUGGAUCAGACACGUAGCUAACCCUUUUGGAAGUACACAGUGGCUUGACUGGGUCAGGAGCUACAUCGCAAUCGAAGCUAUUCACGUCGCAAAUCCUUCGACUAGCAUCGUCCGGAAACAAGAAGGAAACCCGGAUUGUCGAUCAGAUCGAGGCCGUGUCGUGUUUGCUCAACUCGUUCGGCUCGGCCAAGACCUCGCUCAACCCUUCUUCUUCCCGUCAUGCUACGUUCUUUGAGAUGCACUUUAAUCGUCUGGGUCGGAUUUCAGGUGCCAAGCUCGUAACGUGGGGUCUGGACAAAGGCCGGGUCAGACGCCUUGAUCGAGACGAGCGCACCUUCAACGUUUUCUACCAGUUGCUCGCCGGAGCGACCCCGGAGGAAAGACAGGAGCUGGCUCUCUUGACAAACCCGAUGGACUACAAGCUGCUCGCUUCUUCGGGAACAUCACGGCUACCUCCAACCACACCAAACUCGGACGACUCGAUCGCUUGCGAGGACUUGCGGCUGGCAUUCAAGGCGCUCGGGUUCAAGCCUCGACACAUCUCGGCCAUCUUCCGCCUCGUUGCCGCCAUGCUCACACUGAGCAAUCUCGAAUUCGCCGAUCCCGUCGAGGGGCAGUCUAGGGGUUCGUCAGAGUCGGCAUGGGUCACCAAUCGGGACGUGCUCGAUCAUGCUGCGGAGCUCCUGGGCAUCACCUCGGAGGAUUUGGAGCGAGCCUUGACAAAUCGAGUCCGAUGGGUGAGGAAGGAGAUGGUCGCGGUCAUCCUCCGUGCCGAAGGGGCGGGCGAGCAACGCGACUCGCUCAUGUCGGCGUUGUAUUCGAUUUUGUUUGCCUUCAUUGUCGAGACGGUGAACCACAAAUUGUUCCCUGGCGACGAGGCGAUUGUCGCGUUGCAAGCGCAGGGUGGUUCUUCGAUCGUCCAACUCGAUCAACCGGGACAUGCAUCUAAGUCGCAGAGCCGACCGGGGUCGGGGAUCUUGAUCCGCGCGAUGAAUGGCUACGAGGAGUUCAUUAACAACUAUGCCGCGGAGUUGAUGCGGUUCUGGCUGUGCGAGUACGAGUUCGAUGGCGACGCUGGGAUUGCCGCCCGAGCGCAGGAGGACGGAGUACGUGUCGCAGACGUCGUGCCACCGGACGCUUCGGCACGGAUCGAGCUCCUACGAGGUGGGCGAGUCGGAGGCAAGGCCGACAAGAAACCGGGAGGAUUGUUGGGCGGACUCGCCAAGGUCUGCGGCAGCAUUCGAAAAGGCGCUUUGGCCGAGGAAGCCGAUGAGGAGUUGCUCAAGGGGAUGAAGUCGCAUUUUGGUACCCACACGGCGUUCGUCGCGAGCCCAAGUGGACCUAGCGCCAAGUCGGCCUUUGGGAUUGUGCACUUCGGAGGUAUCGUAACCUACAGCGCGACGGGCUUUGCGGAGCGAGAUCUCGACCUUCUGGACCCCGAGUUCGUGUCGAUCUUGCGCAUGAGCAGUGAUGGAUUCAUCGGCAAACUCUUCUCUGGCCCCACUCUGGCUGCGGAGUUCCACCCCCUGGACGAGAAUAUCAUUGUCGCGGCUCAGGUCUCGUCGGCUCCAAUGCGGCAACCGUCUCCUAUCCGACCCUCGCCGGCCUUCGCGUCCGAGACGAGCGACCUGCUGGCACCGCUGCUCGACCCUCUCGAGAUCCGACCCAUAAGCUCUCAGAUCAAUGCCACCUUGUCGCAGUUGCUGGCUUUGAUCGAGCGCACCCACGUCUGGUCUGUCACCUGCCUCCGACCGAACGACUCCUGCUUGCCGAAUCGCUUCGACCCUCAACAGCUGCGGUCCCAAGUCACGCAAUUACUCUUGCCCGAGCUCAUCGCUCGCAAGCAAAUUGAUUUCGUUCAAGACAUUGACUACGACGCGUUUUCCGAUCGUCAUCGUGUAGCCAGCGCCAAGGAGGCCAUUCGCGUCUACUUGAACAACUUUGAGCUGUUUGAAGGCGUCGACUACGCCCUGGGACAUGCGCGGGUAUGGCUGUCAUACAAGGCCUUCCGUGCCGUCGAGAAUCAUCUGCGGAGUCGCGAACCAUUGGAUCACCGCGCUACGAUCGCUGCGGGUCAACCCGUUGUCACUUCGCCGGAACGGCGCCGCGGCAGCAAGUUGCCGGUGCUGAAUCGGUCGACGUCUCACAUUCCGCCGGUGGUUGAGGACGAUGACUGGGAGCCAGCUCCUCCGAAGCAGCCUUUCGCUUCUACUUACGAUAAUGCCGCGCGCGAUAGCGUCGAAGAUCUCGUGCAGCAACAGCAACACCGCCUUAACGCCGGUGCGGGCCCUAACUCGACCCCUGGCUCGCCGGACCCGAUGCCAGGGACGCUACCGCGAAGGCAUGCGUUCGGUUACGACGACUCAAUGUCGCCGAUGCCUUAUGUCCAUCCGACAUCGAUGCAGUCUGACGUCUGGGGAGAGAAGGAAGGAUCACCUCGUGCGGGUUUCGGGGGCCAUAGCAAGGGUUUCGGUGUAGGAGUCGGGCAGGGGCAGCCGCACAAGGAGGGUGCGCUCGAUCAGAAUGGCGACGAGCAGCAAGGCGCGACGGUGGAAGAGGUGCCGUCGAGUAAGGCUCGACGAGGAUGGGUCUUUAUCGUCACGCUCUUGACUUGGUGGAUUCCCGAUUUCAGUUUGAAAUACCUGGGUCGGAUGAAACGACCGGACGUCAGGAUGGCAUGGCGAGAGAAGGUAGGUCCUACUAGUCGCUCUCCGAAGCUGCCUGAUGGGAUGCAAGCUAACGAUAACCGUUCUACAGGUAGCUUUGUGUUUACUCAUCGGCUUCUUCUGCGGCAUCGUCAUCUUUUACAUCGUCAUUUUCGGCAACCUCCUGUGCCCAAAUAUGAACAAGGCUUGGAACGAGAAGGAGUUGGGGUAUCACGCCGGUACGACCGAUUACUGGGUUGGCGUGCGCGGCGUGGUCUAUGAUUUGACUGCAUUUUAUCGGACACAGUGAGCAAAAACCGAAAGCGACGCUUGAUUUUCGACUUAGCUCUCAUCUGAGUUUUGAUCCCCAAUCAGACACUCGGAUAUCUCGUCGUCGCCCGUCACAUCGUCGGACAUGCUCGAACUGGGUGGCCAGGACUUGACCAACUACUUCCCCAUCCCCCUGACGCUCGCUUGCCCUUCGCUCGUGAGUUCGACCUCCCUCGUCCUCCAAUACGCCAACUUCACCGCGGAUCUCCCGACUGCGAUCCACUCCACGGGUACGCAACAGUCGGUCAGCUCCUCAGCGCUCUACAGCGUCGACUGGUACAGCGAGACCUUCAUUCCCAAGAUGAACAAGUACAAGAAGGGUCCGCUCGUCUGGUCUAAGAAACAGAUCAACCAGCAGGUGAACUCUGAAACACGAUAUGUAGCCAUUGUCAAUUCGAGCGUGUACGAUUUGACCGACUACUUUUACACCAUCACGACACUCAACGACGAUACGUACAAAUUCCUCAACACGGACUUGACGGCUCUAUGGCAAGCCCAAGCGGGAAGCGACAUCACGAGUGCGAUUAAGGAAUUGAACUUGGAUGCGACCACGCUCGCAAUCAACAUGGAAUGCAUGCGCUCGCUCUUCUACACGGGAGAAACCGACUUUCGCCUCACACCGCGGUGUCAAGUACAGCCCAACAUGCUGCUCGCCUUCUCGGUCCUCCUCAUGGCCACCAUCGUCGCCAAGUUCAUUGCUGCGCUCCAGUUUGGCUCAAAGCGCAUGCCCGAGCUGCGUGACAAGUUCGUCAUUUGCCAGGUUCCCUGCUAUACCGAGGGCGAAGAAUCGCUGCGAAAAACGAUCGACUCGCUCGCGACGCUCACCUACGAUGACAAACGCAAGCUCCUCAUGAUAAUCUGCGAUGGUAUGAUCAUCGGUUCUGGCAACGACCGAGCGACCCCCCGCAUCGUUCUCGACAUCCUAGGGGUCGACCAAGAUGUCGAUCCCGAGCCUCUCAUGUUCAAGUCGAUCGCCGAAGGAUCAAAGCAGCUCAACUACGGCAAGGUGUGGUCCGGACUGUACGAGAUCGACGGCCAUGUCGUUCCUUACAUCGUCAUCGCCAAAGUCGGUCGACCUGCAGAACGAUCACGUCCUGGUAACCGGGGAAAGCGAGAUUCGCAGAUCCUGUCGAUGAGGUUCCUCAACCGCGUGCACUUUGACAGCGAAAUGUACCCUCUCGAACUCGAGAUGUACCACCAGAUUAAGAACGUUAUUGGUGUGGUUCCUCAGCUAUACGAAGUAAGAGCUUCGGCCUUUCAUUCUGUUGUGACAUAGAGCGCUUACCUUUGGUCUCGUCCUCAGUACUUGCUCGUAAUUGAUGCCGACACCAACGUCGCUGCUGACUCGCUCAAUCGACUCGUUUCGGCCGCUGCAGACGACUCGAAGAUCAUCGGUAUCUGCGGUGAGACCAAACUUGAGAACGAGCAAGACUCGUGGUGGACCAUGAUUCAAGGUGAGGUACAGACGAGGGCACUUCGUGACUCGGAGGGGUCUCACCACUGACUCCGGUCAUCUCGUCUGGGCACAGUCUACGAAUACUACAUCUCCCAUCACUUGGCGAAGGCCUUCGAAAGCAUGUUUGGUUCUGUUACAUGCUUGCCCGGUUGUUUCACCAUGUACCGUCUUCGCUCGGCCGACAAGGGCAAACCCUUGCUGGUCAGCUCGCUCAUCAUCGAUGAAUACUCCGAAGGCACGCUCGACACGCUGCACAAGAAGAACUUGCUCGCGCUCGGUGAAGAUCGUUACCUCACCACGCUCAUCCUAAAGCACUUUCCCAUGUUCAAGACCAAGUUCUUGGGCGAAGCGCAAGCCAUGACAGUCGCUCCCCAUUCUUGGACCAUCCUCUUGUCUCAACGUCGUCGUUGGAUCAACUCGACCGUGCACAACCUCGUCGAACUCAUCUACCUCCCCAACAUGUGCGGGUUCUGCUGCUUCGGAAUGCGCUUCUUCGUCAUGAUCGAUCUUAUUGGAACGCUCAUUCUUCCCGCGACGUUCGUCUACUUGGUGUACCUCAUCGUCGAAGUAUCACUUGGAGACACCCAAGUUCCCGUCAUCGCGUUGGCGAUGGUCGGUGCAGUAAGUGGGCGAAUCCGGACACUCGAUACCUUGUCGGUCUUACUGACGAGCUGUUCUGCACGCACAGACUUACGGUCUCCAGGCGGUUAUCUUCCUUUUCAAGCGCCAGUGGCAGUUCAUUGGCUGGCUCGUGAUCUACAUCGUGAGUGCUUACGGUGUCGGCAGGGUCCGGCACCUGAGGCUGACGGUGCCUCCUAUAUAAACGCGCAGCUCGCCUACCCAAUCUACUCGUUCAUCUUGCCGAUCUACAGUUUCUGGAGAUUCGACGAGUGAGUCAACCCGCCCGAUAUAGGCCCCAUCCAUCCCCAUGCUGAAAAUCAAUAUCCUCAACACACCGCAGCUUUACCUGGGGUAAUACGCGUGUGGUCGUCGGUGAAGGCAAGUCCAAGAAGGUCGUGCAAGCCGAGGAGGAAGCGUUCGAUGAAUCAAGCAUUCCCAUGGCGCGCUUCUCGGAGUACGAAGCUCGAAUGGAAGAAGAGCAACACUACGACGAAGACACCAAGUCGCACUACACGCAGUCCAUCGCCGGCUUCUCCAUGGCGACCAAACUCGGUCCACCCGCAACUCGAGCUGGCUCGUACGCAGGAGGGACCGACUACUAUCGCGAUACCGUGCAUUCUCGCCGCGGGUCCAAGGCGGCUUUCAGCCAGUUUGGUGGUGGACGACCUGGUGAAACGGGUUCUGUCCUCGGUGGCAUGCCCUCGAGACCGUCAUCGCAGUUCUUCACGGCCGCUGGCAGCACACUCGGGAUGGGGGCUCCUUCCGGCCCGUUCAUGGGUAGUCCCUCGCAGAUGCCGUUCUACCAAGGUCCUCACAUGUCGGUACCAUCCUUUGGAUCGACAUUCCCAGCGCUUCCUGCAAUGCCUUCCCAGAUGACGAUGAACCCUCCUCAGGGCAUGGUGUACGACUCGAAGCCCCAGCAGCCCCUGUCGAGUCUGCCGCGACGACAGUCGGACAUGUCGGCGCUGACUUCCAGCACCUUUCCUGCCUCGACGGGCGUUUACGGCGUGGCCGGCCCGCUGACUGGACCGCAAGUCAGUCAGUCGACGAGUCCGUCCGACGAGGAGCUCGUAUCAACUCUCAAGUAAGUUCCUUCAUCACAUGAACCGCUCAGCAUCACAAGAGACUGAACUUUGACGUCCGAUCUCUCACAGAGCCUACCUCGCCUCGCAAGAUCUGAUGAAGGUGACCAAACGCACCGCACGAGAAGGACUGCAAGCGUUUUACCCACAAACCCAACUCGGUCCCCGCAAGGAUGCGAUCAACGCCAUGAUCGAUGGUGUUCUUGCUGGCAAAAUGUAG